CUUCUGGAUGUGCGUAUGUGUCUGGCCGCUGGCUUUACGCAGCAGCAGCACCAGAUCCCUGCGGAAUCCGCCCCGCGCUUUCCCUCUGGCCUUUUCGCUGCUAACUUUUUCCAACUAAGUUUAGCUUUUGGAUCAAGCCGAGGAGCGGCGCGAGGCGACUUCUUCUUUCUUUUCUUUUUUUUCCGCCUAAGGGGAGGACGGGGGCGAGGAGGGUUUUCUCGGGACGGAGGCGCCGGGGCUCGGGUUAGGAAAGGCGCAGAGGCAUCCAGCGAGGAGGAGGAGGAGGCGGGAACGGCCUGCAUUGGAAAAGGGGUCCUCCCCAUCCGGAGCGACCCACAGGCCGCCCACGCCGCCGGGGUCCUCUUCGCCAUCCCUUUGGCUUUGCCCCCAAUCCAGCAGAAGAAGAGCCGCCCGGUGCGCGGCAUCCACGGAGCUGCCAUGAGGCUGUGGGGUUUGCUGCUCGCAGUGCUGGGGGCAGCUCUCUGCCAGGAGCCUGAGCCCCCCCAUGGCUGUUCCCAAGGCAGCUGCUACCCAAACACGGGAGAUCUGCUGGUAGGACGGGCCGACCGCCUCUUCGCCACCUCCACCUGCGGCCUGCGGCGUCCCCAGCCCUACUGCAUUGUCAGCCAUUUGCAGGACGAGAAAAAGUGCUUUGUGUGCGACUCACGCCGGCCCUAUCAGGCCUUGUCCAACCCUAACAGCCACCGCAUUGAGAACGUGAUCACUGCCUUUGCUCUCAACCGCAGGAAGGCCUGGUGGCAGUCGGAGAAUGGUGUGGAGCAGGUGAGCAUCCGCCUGGACCUGGAGGCCGAAUUCCACUUCACUCACCUCAUCAUGACUUUCAAGACCUUCCGGCCGGCAGCCAUGUUGGUGGAGCGUUCAGCAGAUUUUGGCCGCACCUGGCAGGUGUACCGCUACUUUGCCUACGACUGCGCCGCCUCCUUUCCGUCUGCCUCCCGGGGACCCUUGCGGCGUGUGGACGAUGUUGUCUGUGAGUCACGCUACUCGGACAUUGAGCCCUCUACCGAGGGGGAGGUAAUCUACAGAGUGCUGGAUCCAGCUAUCCACAUCCGUGACCCCUACAGCCCCAAAAUCCAGAAUCUCCUGAAGGUCACCAACUUGCGGGUGAACUUGACCAAACUCCACACGCUGGGAGACGACCUGCUGGAUUCGCGGCGGGAGAUCAAGGAGAAGUACUACUAUGCCGUGUACGAGAUGGUGCUGCGUGGGAACUGCUUCUGCUACGGACACGCCUCAGAGUGCGCCCCCCUUGCCCGUAGCCCUGCUGACGUGGAGGGCAUGGUGCAUGGCCGCUGCGUCUGCAAGCACAACACCAACGGGCUGAACUGUGAGCAGUGCGACAACUUCUACCACGAGCUGCCCUGGCGCCCGGCUGAGGGGCGGCGCACCAACGCAUGCAAGAAGUGCAACUGCAACGAGCACUCCCACAAGUGCCACUUCGACAUGGCUGUGUACCUGGCCACGGGCAACAGCAGCGGCGGGGUCUGCGACGACUGCCAGCACAACACCAUGGGCCGCCACUGCCAGCUCUGCAAGCCCUUCUACUACAAGGACCCCACCAAAGACAUCCGGGACCCCAGCGUGUGCCGCGCCUGCGACUGCGACCCCGACGGCACCCUGGAUGGCGGGGUCUGCGACACCCAUGACGACCCAGCGCUGGGGCUGAUUGCUGGGCAAUGCCGCUGCAAGGAGCACGUGCAGGGAGUCCGCUGUGACAAGUGCAAGGCUGGCUUCUUUGGACUCAAUGCGGAGAACCCCCAAGGCUGCCAACGCUGCCAGUGCGACCCCCGGGGUACAGUGCAGGACGGGCCCCAAUGCGAUGCCCUCGCAGGCGACUGCUUCUGCAAACGUUUGGUGACCGGGCGCAGCUGCAACCAAUGCCUGCCGGAGCACUGGGCGCUGAGCCCUGACAUUCAUGGCUGCCGGCCUUGCGACUGUGAUGUAGGGGGCGCCCGCGACAACCAGUGUGCCAUGGAGACGGGGCAGUGCCGCUGCCGGAGCCACAUGGUGGGCAGGCAAUGCAGCCAAGUGCAGACCGGCUACUACCGCACCGCGUUGGACCAUUAUACGUAUGAAGCGGAAGAGGCCCGGCUUCUCCAGGGCGCUGAAGUAAUGGAGCGCGUGCACCUCACGGGCCACCCAGCUACGUGGACAGGGCUGGGGUUUGCCCGGGUGCUGGAGGGCGCUGUGGUGGAGUUCCAGGUCAACAAUGUGCCCUUCUCCAUGGAGUAUGACAUUCUGCUCCGCUAUGAGCCUCAGCUUCCAGGAAAGUGGGAAGAGGUGAAAGUGUCUGUGGUCCGGCCUGGGCCCAUCCCCACCAGCAGCCCCUGUGGAAACACCAUCCCUGCGGACGAUGUCAUGACGACAGCUCUGCCACCCUCAUCCCGGUUUGUGGUGCUGCCCCAGCCAGUCUGUCUGGAACAAGGGCUCAGCUACACCAUCCGGGUAGAGUUCACCCGCUACGGAGGACGUGACCAUUUGCAAGGGGCUGCAGUGCUGCUGGACUCUCUGGUCCUGAUGCCACGCUAUUCCUCCCUGGAGAUGUUCAUCGCCGGGGACGCCGCCUCCAUCGCCCGCAAGGAGACCUUUGAGCGCUACCGCUGCGCCCAGCAGGCUCUGCCCGUGGUUAAGGCGCCAACGCCGGAGCCUUGCGUCACUUUGCUCACCAGCAUGUCGGCCAUCAUCCACCAGGGGGCACUGCCCUGUCUGUGCAGCCCCCAGGGAUCGCUGAGCUCCGAGUGCCGUCCGGAUGGGGGGCAGUGCCAGUGCAAGCCUCACGUCGUGGGCCGCCGCUGUGAACGUUGCUCCCCCGGCACCUACGGCUUUGGGCCCGGUGGCUGCAAAGUGUGCCAGUGCAACAGGGAAGGCUCUCUGAGCGGUUUCUGCGACAACUUCAACGGUCAGUGCCCGUGCCGGCCUGGUGCCUUUGGGCCACGCUGUGACCACUGCCAGCCUGGCCACUGGGGCUUCCCCAGCUGCCGCCCAUGCCACUGCAACGGGCGCUCGGAGGAAUGUGACCCGCGGACGGGCACCUGUUUGCAUUGCCGGGGCCACACAGAAGGAGAUCGAUGCCAAAGUUGCGUGUCCGGAUUCUAUGGGAACCCAUCGCUGGCCUCAGGGGGCCACUGCCGGCCCUGCCCCUGCCCUGAGGCACCUGGCUCUGGACGCCAUUUUGCUGCUUCUUGCCGCCAAGAUGGCCGCUCUGGGACAGUAGUUUGUAGCUGCCUCCCAGGCUAUACAGGCCCGCGCUGUGACGAGUGCGCUCCUGGUUACUACGGCAACCCUUGGCAGGCCAGGGGGCAGUGCCAGCCCUGCGCAUGCAACAGCAACAUUGAUGUGGCAGAUCCGGGAUCUUGUGACCGGCGCACAGGCCGCUGCCUCCGCUGCCUCUACCACACCGAGGGUGACCAGUGCCAACACUGCCAGGGAGGCUAUUAUGGGGAUGCCACACGACGCACCUGCCGCCGCUGCUCCUGUAACUUCCUGGGCACGGUUCGCAGCCAGUGCCCGUCGCAGGACCAAUGCCAGUGCGAGCGGUACAGCGGGCAAUGCCAGUGCCUGCCCAACGUCCAGGGGCAGAACUGCGACCGCUGCGCUCCCAACUUCUGGAACCUGGCCAGCGGUCAAGGCUGCCACCCCUGCGACUGCCACCCACAGUACUCCCUGAGCUCGGCUUGCAAUCAGUUUACAGGGCAAUGCCAAUGUCGGCCAGGUUUCGGGGGCCGCACCUGCUCGGAAUGCCAGGAGAACCAUUGGGGGGAGCCCAGCCAGCAGUGCAGAGCCUGCGACUGUGACCCGCGUGGGAUCGAGAAGCCGCAAUGCCACCGCAUCACUGGGCACUGCUCCUGCCUCCCAGGGGUCUCGGGCGUGCGCUGCGACCAGUGCUCCCGAGGUUUUGCCGGCGAGUUCCCCGCCUGCCAGCCGUGCCACCAGUGCUUUGGGGACUGGGACCGCAUUGUGCAGGAUUUGGCCGCUCGCACCCGCAGCCUGGCGCAACGCGCCCGGCAGCUUCAGCAGACGGGCCUCACCGGGGCGUUUGAGGGCACCUUCCGCCGACUCCAGGACAAGCUGAGUGCGGUCCAGGCCAUCGUCAAUGCCCGCAACGCCACUGCCAGUGCAAUCGCCCACCUCUUGCAGAAUAUGGAUUCGCUGCGGCAGGAGAUUGCCGAUGUCACGGAAACGCUGACCAGCCUGGAAGGGUUGCUGACGGCCACCCAGGACAGGAACUUCAAUGCCAACCAUGCUCUUGGCACGCUGGAACGCGGCGCUCGGGCCCUGAACCUCAGCCUGGCAGAUCUUGCGCGCCAGCUGGAGGCGCUCAAGAAUGCCAAUGUGCUGGGAGCCUAUGACAGCGUCCGCCAGUCCUUUGUCCAAUCGCGGGAAGCGGAGCACCGGGCCAACGCUUCCGCGGUGGGUUUCUCCAGCCCCGUCGGCCAAUCGGCCGCAUCCCGGCGACGCACGGAGAACCUGAUGGCAGCCCGGAGAGAAGCUUUCAAUCGGCAGAAUGCAGCCAACCGGCGAGCUCUGACUGACCUGUCCACACGCGUUCGAGGGCUGAGCCUGCAUCGGAUCAAUGAGAAGGUGUGCGGUGCUCCAGGGGACGCCCCCUGCUCCAGCAGCCCCUGUGGAGGGGCUGGUUGCCGUGACGAAGACGGCAGGCGCCACUGCGGGGGCCUCAACUGCAACGGGGCCGUGGCCACGGCCGACAACGCGCUGGAUCGAGCCCGCCACGCUGAAGGGGAGCUGCGCCGCGCUGUGGCUGACGUGGAUGUCCUGCUGCGUCAGGUGGCCGAGGCAAAGGCAAGGGCAGGUGAGGCGAAGCAGAGGGCACAGGCUGCGCUGGACAACGCCAAUGCCACCAAAGCCCGGCUGGAGCGCUCCAACAAGGAACUGCGGGACCUCAUCCAGCAAAUAAAGGGGUUCCUGAAUCUUGACGGAGCCGACCCUGACAGCAUUGCUCUGGUGGCCUCCCGCGUGCUGGAACUCUCCAUCCCAGCGUCCCCCGCACAGAUCCACCACCUCGCUGAGGAGAUCAAGGAGCGUGUCAGCAGCCUGGCCAACGUGGACGCCAUCUUGGACCAAACGGCGGGAGACGUGCGUGUGGCGGGGCAGCUGCUGCAAGACGCACGCCGCGCCAACGCUCGAGCAGAGAGUGUAAAGACUGCAGCCGAAGCAGUGAAGAAGGCUCUGGACGACGCCAAACGGGCUCAAAGCGCCGCCGAGAAAGCCAUCCGCAACGCAGCCAGCGACAUCUACAACACCGAGACUGUCGUGAAUAGGAUCCAGCAGCAGACCGCAAGCGCCGAAGGUCAGCUGGCUGAAGCCAUGGAGCGCGUGGGUCACCUCGACAAGCAGGUGGAUGCGCUCAAGAUGAAACGGGCCAACAACAGCCUGGCCGCCACGCGAGCUGAGGAGACAGCCAGCGCUGCCAGGGACCGAGCUGGCGAAGCCGAACAGUUGCUGGACGGGACGCUGGGUGACCAGUACCGCACCAUGAAGGACCUAGUGGAACGCAAGGCCCAGCACGUGGUCCGGGCCCGGCAGAAAGCAGAGCGCCUACGGGACGAGGCCAAGGGCCUGCUGCGCGACGCGCAUGACAAGCUGCAGCGGCUGAGCGCGCUGGAAGAAACGUAUGAAGAAAACGAGAGGCUGCUGCAGGAGAAAGCGGCCCAACUGGACGGGCUUGAGGCCAAGAUGAGGGUCAUCUUGGGAGACAUCAAUCAGCAGAUCCAAAUCUACAACACCUGCCAGUGAUGCGCCGUGGUUCUCUCUCCCUCCCUCUCUCUCUCUCUCUCCCUCUCCCACUCCCAUUUUGUAAGUCCUAUUCACUGCUCCCAGUCAUGUGUUUGAAUAAGCCUUGGUUACCCCUGCCUAGAUCUAGCUUAGUGCCCGGAGCACCGCUUCCUGUGGCUCUCCCUUGCCACCAUUGCUUGACUCUCACCCCAGCCUUCAUGGAAGCACAGCACUGCAUACAUCAAGGCUUCCUUAGGAAAAUCCCUUCCCUGCCAACAUCCGGCACGUAAGGAAGCACUUAAGCUGCCAUAGCAGAAUUUUCCCAUUCUGGUUUUCUGCUGGUCUCUUGCUCAGAGCAGUAACAGAACAGGGGAAGGGUUGCCUAAAAGGAAGUUCAGGCGAGGCAGCUGCAUUGCCAUGCCUGUGUGUGAUCUGCCCCAACCAAGGUGGCUUACACCUGUGUGUGAAUAAAGGCCCAAAGGCUAUUGCUCUCUGU
Molecule: messenger RNA, 6250 nt
Organism: Podarcis muralis (Common wall lizard)
Lineage: Eukaryota; Metazoa; Chordata; Lepidosauria; Squamata; Lacertidae
Gene: LAMB2
Product: laminin subunit beta 2
Biological process (GO): tissue development; animal organ morphogenesis
Source: RefSeq, a predicted model, not a curated record